GUUGCCUUCUCUUCUCUCACACACAACACACAACACACACACUUGCAAAACCCUAAAGAAAUCACAGGCACAAAGCAAAGCAAAGCAAUUACACAGAAAAGUUAGAAAGCAUGACUGUUGAGGUUAAAGCUGAGACGGUGCAAGUGGCUGAGGAGCCUUCGAAGGCGGUGGCGGAAGUGGCGGAGACGGCGGCGGAAGAAGAAGUGAAGUGUGAGAAAUCAGAUGAUGAAUCCAAGGUUGUGGAGAAAAGUUCUUCCUACAGAGAAGAGAGCAAUUGCCUCUCCGAUCUGAAAGAGCACGAGAAGAAAGCGUUAAACGAUCUGAAAACCAAGCUUGAAGAAGCCAUUCUCGGAAACACGCUUUUCCAGAAAAAGGAUGCCCCCAAAAAGCCAUCUUCUGAAGAGAUCAAGAAAGCCGCCAUUGAAGAAGAAGAGUGCGAGAAGGAAGCAGAGAAGCCGUCUUGUGAAGAGAUCAAGGUAGAGGAGGAGAAAGCCGCCGUUGAAGAAGAGUGCGAAAAGGAAGCAGAAAAACCAGAAGAAUGCAAAGAAGAGACGAAAGCUGACGUGGCAGCCGAAGAAACUGUUGAAGUUGUUGAUAAAGAUAUAUCAAUUUGGGGGGUGCCCCUUUUGCCUAGCAAAGGAAACGAGGGUACUAAUGUUGUGCUCUUGAAGUUUCUGAGGGCAAGGGAGUUCAAAGUAAAUGAUGCCUAUCAGAUGCUCGAGAAAACGCUCCAAUGGAGGAAAGAAUUCGGAACCGAUUCGAUCCUGGGCGAAGAAUUCGGGACGGAACUCGACUCGGUUGCGUACAUGAGCGGCACUGAUAGAGAGGGCCACCCCAUUUGCUACAACAUAUUUGGAGUUUUGGACAAUGAAGAGAUGUACGAGAAAACAGUUGCGACAGAGGAGAAGAGAGAGCAGUUCUUGAGGUGGAGGGUUCAGCUUAUGGAGAAAGGCGUUCUGGAAGUCGAUUUCAAGCCGGAUGGCAUCAACUCGCUUGUCCAAGUAAAUGAUCUCAAGAAUUCGAAAGGCCCGUCGAAGAAGGAAGUUCGGGCCGCGGUCAACAAAGCUGUCGCACUUCUCCAGGACAAUUAUCCUGAAUUCGUCGCGAAAAACAUAUUCAUAAAUGUACCAUUCUGGUAUUUUGCAUUUCACUCCAUAUUAUCUCCUUUCUUGACUCAAAGAACCAGAAGCAAGCUCGUCUUCGCUCGCCCAUCCAAAGUUACCGAGACUCUGCUCAAGUAUAUUCCUAUCCAAGAGAUCCCAAUAAAGUAUGGCGGAAUCAAGAGAGAGAACGAGUUCGACUUCUCAGUUACUGACGGUGAAGCUACAGAGGUCGUGAUCAAGCCUGGAAAAACCGAAACCAUUGAAAUCCCAACACCAGAGAGUGGAACAACGUUCAUAUGGGACGUAGUAGUAGUGGGGUGGGAAGUGAAUUACACAGAGGAAUUUGUGCCGGCGGACGAGAGUUCGUAUACGAUGAUUAUUCAGAAAGAAAAGAAGAUGUCGGCAGAUGAAGAGGCAGUUCGCAAGGUAUUCAAGAACAAUGAAGCAGGCAAAAUUGUCCUAACUGUACACAACUGCUCUAGCAAGAAGAAGAAGCUCUUCUAUCGGUACAAGGUCAAGAAGGCUUCUUUCUGAUGAUGAUUUCAGUUUUCCAGACAUGGUGAUUUUCAAGAUUCUUUUAUUCCAUUGAUAUUCUUUUUUGGCUUCCAAUUCUUUUGUUCAUUAUUGUUUUGGAUUGUAUCUUUAUUUUAUUUCUUUUACCCUUAAAAUUGGGAUUAUUUUACAUUUUUUGAGAUUGUUGGAUUAUUAAUGUUCAAUAUACCUGUUUCUUUGA
This is a messenger RNA of Erythranthe guttata (spotted monkey flower), 1836 nucleotides long. Its product is annotated as Sec14p-like phosphatidylinositol transfer family protein. Lineage: Eukaryota; Viridiplantae; Streptophyta; Magnoliopsida; Lamiales; Phrymaceae. The record is from RefSeq and is a predicted model, not a curated record. Gene Ontology annotation, molecular function: lipid binding.